AUGGCCGCCGGACUUCUCAAGUUCAAGGCACCCCCUGUCUUCUCGGGCAAAGGAGGAGAAGACGCCGCCGACUGGAUGGAUCGAUACGAGGUACUAGCAGACUACAACCAGUGGACCGACGCAGACAAACGAGCAAACUUCGGCAUUUACCUCGAAGGACCAGCAAGACAGUGGUUUCAAUGCCUGACACCACCCAACGGGUGGGGAGACACUGCGGCAGUAGCAGCCACCCAACAACAGGCCGGGACACCGGCGAUAAGCGGAAUGCGUUCCAUCUUCAUAAAAGAAUUCUUUCAAGAUAGCUAUGCCGGAUAUCAAGAAAGGAAACUUCGGAACCACAAACAAGGCAUAAACGAACUCGCCGCAGAAUACUACUACGAGAUAAUAAACUUAUGCCGAUUGAUGGACCCUAACAUGUCCGAAGAAGCAAAACUAAACCACCUCUACGAAGGACUAAAACCUACAUUGGUGGAGAAAAUCUGGGUCCUACAACCCAAAACUUGCAUCGACUUCCUAACAGCGGUAAGGAGACACACCGAAGCAGCCGAACUAGCAUGCAACAAAGGAUGGGCCGUCCACAUGCUAGCAGAAGAAAGGGAGAGAGAAGAGGAAACAAGAGUCGCAGCAGCAACCAGCAGGGAUAACGAGGAACCCUCACUCAAGCAACUUCUAGAAGUCCUGCAACAACUACAAGGAGAAAUAGUCGCUAUGAAGAAACACGGGGGAAGGAAGGAGAGGAGCCGAGCAGACAACGGAACAACACAAAGCCAGAAUGAAGCAACACCCUCACAAAGGACAGCAGAUGGACGGCCGAUCUGUUUCUACUGCAAAGCCGAGGGGCACAUUAGGAGAUACUGUCCAAAAAAGAAAGAAGACGACGACAGACGUAACAACACGACCGUCGCAAUGAUCAGCACAUCGGACGAAGAAGAUGACAAGGAGAUACCCCUGCUAUAUAUCGACGUGGGACAACUGUUGACCGAAGAAGUGACAAUUGGAACAAACGACACGGAAAAAAGACCGAAGCGAACUCAAGACCUGGGAGGCGCCACAAAUCGUAAUGGUAAACGGACAGCGGACACCCCCUUAGGAAGAUUGGAGCUGACAAUAACCAUUGGAACGACAACAGUCCAAGCGAAGGUGCUAGUACUGGAGAUGCGAGGGAUCAACCUACUCUUAGGCAACGACGUGCUGAGACGUUUUAAAAAACUGGAGAUCGAAUACGGCAAGGGGAAAACAAAGAUGCGAUUCGGCGAUCUACCAGUACGGAUGGCAAUCGAAGACCAAACACCAACACCGGCCACAAAGAUAGUAGCAAAAAGUGGGGCAAGAAUCCCAGCAAGAUCCAUGGCGGCCGUGGAGAUAGAACAAACUGAAGCGACAAAACCAACAUUGGACGGCCGCCCCUGGAUGAUAGAACCAGCAACCAACCGCACAUCAGGACCUACACCAGGAAGAGCUCUCAUGCCUGGCGACUGA
Messenger RNA from Daphnia magna, 1479 nucleotides. RefSeq lists its product as uncharacterized. The transcript has 2 exons. The coding region runs from base 1 to 1479 and encodes 492 amino acids. Gene Ontology annotation, molecular function: zinc ion binding; nucleic acid binding. Lineage: Eukaryota; Metazoa; Arthropoda; Branchiopoda; Diplostraca; Daphniidae. The record is from RefSeq and is a predicted model, not a curated record.